ACCAAGUAAAACUGAAAGCGCAAGCAGCCAGCGCGGGGUCCCCGCUGCAGUACCUGGCUGUGGUCGGCAGGGGGCGGGCUGUGGGCGUGCGCAGAGCUGUCAGGUUGGUGCCGUGUAGGGCCCUAAUGGUAAGGACUCCACCGACUGAAAAGGGGCAGAGUCUGCUGGGGGGCCAAGGCUGUUCUGCGAUGUCAUUGGACCUGUGAAAUGUCUGGAUUUUGUUUCACAACUGAUAACAGUUUUUGGUGGCAUUCUUGAAGUGGUAAUGCCAAUGAGAAAAGUUAACAAUCAAAGAAGAAGUCAGGGUUGGAAGACUGAAGGAUCUGAGUUGUCAUUACACAGUGAUGAGUCAAUAACGACUUUGCAGUGAAUGAAUGUGUAGUACCGUACUUCAGUGGGAAUUCCAGUGACGCGUCUCUGAGAUUCUGCCAGUAAUGCAGAGAGCUUAUAUAGUGAGAAAGAGUCUAAGCAUGAGGAGAAGAAAGCGGAAUAAACUGGCCCGCGGACUGUCAAAGAAACGCUUUUAUAUGGAGCAGACUCCAGAGAAUAUGAAGAUCGAGAAUGCAGUACAUUUUAGUCACCUUGUGCCGUUGAAUGGGAACAAAUUAUGGAACUGGAAUCAGUACCUGGAAGAAAAAGGAGCCGUAGCAGCACCAAUCAAACUGUUUACAAAGGAACAGUCAUUUCCAGAUACCAAAAAUGGGUUUGAAAUAGGCAUGAAGUUAGAAGGAACUGACCCACAUCAUCCGUCAAUGUUCUGUGUGCUGUCUGUGGCUGAGGUCCGUGGAUUUCGUCUUAGACUUCAUUUUGAUGGUUAUCCUGAUUGUUAUGACUUCUGGGUAAAUGCCAGUUCACCAGAUAUUCAUCCUGUGGGAUGGUGUGAUCAGACUGGACAUACAUUACAUCCUCCAAAAGGCUGUCCGGACAAUUCAUUUAAUUGGCCAAGUUUUUUGAAGGCAUCUAGAGCUCAGGCUGCACCAAAGUAUUUAUUUAAAAGUAUGACUACUGUCAUGGCUAACUCAGGAUUUCAAGUUGGUAUGAAACUAGAAGCAGUUGAUAGGAAGAACCCUUCAUUGGUGUGUGUUGCUUCAGUAGCAGACAUGGCUGACAAUCGUUUGUUAGUACACUUCGAUAACUGGGAUGAUUCCUACGACUACUGGUGUGAUGACUCCAGUCCCUAUAUUCAUCCAGUUGGAUGGUGUCAAGAAAAUGGGAGAACACUGACUGCUCCUCGUGGUUAUCCUGAGCCAGAACAUUUCUGCUGGGAAAAAUAUUUAAAUGAUACUGGCACUUCUGCAGCUCCAGUUGGUGCUUUUAAGGAGAAAGCACCACAUGGAUUUUUAGUGAAUAUGAAGCUUGAAGUUGUUGAUAAACGGAAUCCUGUAUUGAUACGAGUCUCCACCAUUGUGGACACUGAUGACCACAGAAUAAAGGUUAAUUUUGAUGGCUGGAGUCAGAAGUAUGAUUACUGGAUUGACGUAGAUAGUUCAGAUAUACAUCCUGUUGGCUGGUGUUCCAGAACAGGGCAUCCAAUAGAAGCACCACUUACAUCAGAUAACAUGAAGAACAUGACAGGUCUGACAUCAUGUCCUACUCCUGGCUGUAGAGGAAUUGGACAUGUCAAAGGUGCCCUUUACUCAGGUCACUACAGUGCCUUUGGCUGCCCUUAUUCAGAGAUUAACUUGAAGAAGGACAUGAUACUUCAGGAUCGUCUGGGAGGAGAAAGGCAGCUACUUUUCACAGCCAUCCCACUGAAACCAAAACUCAAACGCCUUUGGAGUAGCAGCUCACAUGGAGAGCCAUGGGAACAGCAGAAUGAGACAAGGUGUCCUACACCAGGUUGUGAUGGGUCAGGCCAUAUUACAGGAAGGUUUGCAGCACAUCAUCGCUUAUCAGGAUGCCCACUGGCUGACCACAGUCACAAUAACCGACAAAAUGGAACUAUAAGGCACAGACAUCUUGCUUCACUAGUAAAAAGAUCCAAGAAUCGUUGUAGACUUGUUCAACGAGCCAGACGUUUGAAAAUCAAAGAAAAGGAAGAAGAUAUUGACUUGCACAGUUUGUUGAGAGAAUACUCCAUUGAAAGCAUGCAGCAAGCCCUUCACCAGUCUGUUUUCAUGUCUGCCAUGUCAACUCAUCCCACGAAGGACCUUCCACUUUGCUGGGAGCAACACUGCAAGUUACUUCCAGGUGUUGCACAUGUCAAAGCCAGUCAGGUAGCCAAAUGGACUGUUGAUGAGGUAGCAAUGUUUGUGCAGACACUCCCUGGCUGUCAGGAACAAGCUAAGAUCUUCAAAGAAGAGCAAAUUGAUGGCGAAGCAUUCUUAAUGCUGACACAGAGGGACAUCGUGAAGAUAAUGAGCAUUAAACUGGGACCAGCACUGAAAAUCUUUAACUCAAUCCUAAUGUUCAGGAACGCUCAAGACAGUUUAUCAGGAUGUUCUUGAUUAGAAGAGAAAACUGCCAAUAAAUGUGUUCUUUGGUUCCCUAGACAAAAUGCACUACUAAUAUUAAAGCAAUAAACUAAGUCUUUGUUUA
Messenger RNA from Protopterus annectens (West African lungfish), 2538 nucleotides. RefSeq names its product L3MBTL histone methyl-lysine binding protein 4 (gene L3MBTL4). The transcript has 21 exons. The coding region runs from base 435 to 2447 and encodes 670 amino acids. Gene Ontology annotation, cellular component: nucleus. Gene Ontology annotation, molecular function: zinc ion binding; protein binding. Gene Ontology annotation, biological process: regulation of DNA-templated transcription. Lineage: Eukaryota; Metazoa; Chordata; Ceratodontiformes; Protopteridae. The record is from RefSeq and is a predicted model, not a curated record.